Messenger RNA from Penaeus vannamei (Pacific white shrimp), 1582 nucleotides. NCBI's taxonomy places the organism in Eukaryota, Metazoa, Arthropoda, Malacostraca, Decapoda, Penaeidae. The record is from RefSeq and is a predicted model, not a curated record.
AUGAGGGAGGUGAAAACAUUCAUCACAGACACAGCAGAAAACUUGGCCGGCGAAGCCACUACGACCCCCCCUCCCACCCCCGCCGGGGAGGGGCUUCGGGAACACUCGAGCGGGGACGCCACCAACUGCGACUCUGGCGCGAGCUUCCAAAGAACCAAACGCCGGAGGAGCAGAAGGCGGUUGGAGGAGCGCAGCAGCAGAAGGCUCGUGCGCCCUCAGGGCUCUUCCACAAUCCUGGAGGAGUUGGAGGAGAAGGUUCGGGAACUGGAGGAGGCGAUAGGACGGAAGGAGGAGGAACUCCGUCUGGCUGACAACGAAGCCAGCGAGCUCAACCAACAGCUGCAGUCGCGGGAUGCUGCCCUCACACUCAAGGGUGAAGAGGUGGAGCAUCUGAACAGUACGCUGGCUAGUCUCCGUCAGCAGCUCAUGCAAACCGUGGAGGACUACGAGCGUGCGAGGAUGUCCUUAGAAGCGAAGCACAAGGUUGACCUAGAAGAGUUAACGCAGCGAAUGGAGCAGCUGACAAAGGAGGCCGAGAACCUGGCUGCCAGAGGAACACUCAAGGACAGCAUAAUCUCCACUCUCGCUUCUCAGAUCCGAGCCAUCCUCAGAUCAGGCAAUAUGAGUGUAGUCAUCAACCAGCUGCGUCGCCUAGGAGAGGGUGACCCAUGUGGGGAGUCACCAGCCGAGGGCACACAGGGUCACCGCCCACCACCAGCCCGAUGCCCUCUGUGCCGGACUUCGAUGUUGAUGCUGUCUGCUCCUUCCUCAGUCAACCCAAUGAGCAAAAACCAACAUUCCUCCACUAGUAAUAUGGCUUAUUUGUCUCAGUCCGCCAUCUCGAACGGGACGGAGCCAUCUAGUCACGUGACCCUGCAGUCUGAUGUCUCUUUAGCUCUCUCUGCGACAGAGCUCAGUGGUCACGUGACCUGCCACGGCUCUUCUUCAUUGGCUCAACGUAGAAAGUCUCGCAUACCACGAUACAUGCCCUCUUCUGUGCCCAGUGCAAAACCCGCAUCUAAGCCAGUGCGUAUGGUUAAGCCCGAUGUUGUGCCUGAACAGUCCGUAAAACCAGAGGCAGAGCCGGUGCAAUUUGUAAAGCCUGCACCGAGCCCUGCCCCUGCGAGCAGACCUGUGUCAGUGCACACGAGAAUUGCAGAACCUACGCCAGAACCUAGGCGGGAGUUCAAGCAAACUCCAGCAAAACCUCCACCUAUGUUGAAGCCCUUGGCGACCUCUACUCCAGCAAAACCCACGGGCAGAAAGGACUCGACCAGACGAGAGCGGCCGGGAAGGUUUCUCUCCGACGCGCGGAAGGUCAAGCGGAUGGUGACUGGCGUGGCCCCGUUGGACGCAGCGGUAGACUGCUCAUCAGCCCCAGAGUGGCGGAGCGGUCCCCAUCUCAACGCCGUCAGACGUGGAGGCCACGUGCGUCCCGCGCCCGCAGAACCUGCACAUCACGCGGCGAGUCGGCGUUGACGGUGUUUCAUCGCGUGGGCGCCCUUGGACCAUGAUUGUGUCGCUGGGUUCCAGGUCCUUGUGGGAGGACGGGUUGUACAGCAUGUCAGGUCCCCUCACCGCA